Gastrolobium bilobum is the source of this 1914-nucleotide messenger RNA. Its product is annotated as UDP-glycosyltransferase 92A1. NCBI's taxonomy places the organism in Eukaryota, Viridiplantae, Streptophyta, Magnoliopsida, Fabales, Fabaceae. The record is from RefSeq and is a predicted model, not a curated record. The transcript has a single exon. The coding region runs from base 166 to 1617 and encodes 483 amino acids. Gene Ontology annotation, molecular function: UDP-glycosyltransferase activity.
CAAAAUAUUCAAUUUCAUUAAUAAUAAAGUAAAGGCAACAGAAGAAUUCCAAGGAGAAGAAAAGAAGAAAAUAAAAAAAUUAAAAUCAACGUUGAACAAAAACUCCUCCUCUCUCUCUCUCUCUUUCGCUUUCUCUCUCUGUUUGUUUGUGUGUCCUCAGCAGCAAUGGCACAAAGGAAACAAUCCAUAGUGUUAUUCCCAUUCAUGGCACAAGGCCACAUAAUCCCUUUUUUGGCGUUAGCCCUUCACCUAGAACAAAGAAAAAACUACAACAUCACAAUAAUCAACACCUCUUUAAACAUCAAAAAGCUCAGAACCUCUCUCCCACCACACUCCUCCAUCAACCUCCUUGAGAUCCCUUUCAAAAGCUCCGAUCACGGCCUCCCUCCCAACACAGAGAACACCGAUGUCAUCCCAUACAACCUCGUCAUUCGACUCCUCGAAGCAUCUACUUCUAUGAGACCAGCUUUCAACAAACUCAUCCAAAACAUCAUUGACCAACAACAACAACAACAACUAUGUAUCAUAGCUGACAUUUUCUUUGGUUGGACCGCAAGCGUCGCCAAACAACUCGGUGUCUUUCAUGUUAUCUUCAGCGGUUGUAGCGGUUAUGGCUUGGCAUGUUACUGCUCUCUCUGGAUGAACCUUCCCCACCGGCGCGUCGACUCCGACCAUUUUUCGUUGCCGGAUUUUCCAGAAGCGCGUGCUAUUCACAGGACGCAGCUACCCAACAAUAUAUCAGAAGCAGAUGGUGUUGAUCCGUGGUCUCUGUUCCAAAGCAAGAAUCUUUCCGAGUGGGUCAACUCGGACGGGUUUUUGUUCAACACGGUCGAGGAUUUUGACUCGGUUGGGCUGCGCUACUUCACCCGGAAGUUCGGCCGGCCGGCUUGGGCAAUCGGGCCGGUUCUCCUCUCGACCGGAAGCGGUUCGCGAGGGAAAGGAGGAGGAAUCAACCCUGAGCUUUGCCAUGAAUGGCUUAACACGAAGCCUUCGAAUUCGGUGUUGUUUGUUUGUUUUGGAUCGAUGAACACAAUCUCUGCUUCGCAAAUGAUGCAAUUGGGAAUGGCGUUGGAGCGCAGUGGGAAGAAUUUCAUUUGGGUUGUGAGGCCACCCAUUGGUUUUGACAUAAAUUCGGAGUUCAGAGCGGAAGAAUGGUUGCCAGAAGGGUUUAUGGAGAAGAUUAAGGAAUCGAAGAGGGGUUUGAUAGUGCAUGAUUGGGCACCCCAAGUGGAAAUUCUCUCACACGAAGCAGUGUCUGUGUUUUUGAGUCACUGUGGAUGGAACUCUGUGCUGGAAUCUCUUAGUCAUGGUGUUCCUAUUCUUGGGUGGCCUAUGGCGGCGGAGCAGUUUUUCAACUGCAAGUUGUUGGAGGAAGAGGUUGGUGUUUGUGUUGAGGUUGCUAGAGGGAAAAGCUGUGAGGUUAAGCAUGAAGAUAUAGUGGCUAAGAUUGAAUUGGUGAUGAACGAGACGGAGAAUGGAAUGAAGAUGAGGAAGAAAGCUGGCCUCGUUAGAGAUAUGAUAAGGAAUGCUUUGAAAGAUGAAGAUAGCUUUAAGGGGUCAUCUGUUAGGGCCAUGGAUGAGUUCUUAUCAGCUGCAGCAAUAGCAUACUGUCCAUAAAGGAGAAAAGAAAUGAGACUGAAUGAAUAAUUUGUUUUCCUGCAAUUUCUCUCAACCCCAUAAAGUUUUCAGUAUCAUAUUUCUUAUUUGAAGCUAUAUUUUCUACCUGAUGGAAUUCGAACCAGGGGCUACCCAUUUGUGGGAACACCCUUGGACCUUGGACCAUUGUGAUUGUGAUGUGUGUGCUUGUACUAAAUUAGUUUCGCAAAACUUUUAUGAUCAGCCAUUUAAUACAAUCACCCAUGGGUGGUUCGACUUCAGCCCGCAAAUGUUUUGUCGGCAGCUCUAUCAGACUAU